AUGGGCGAUCGGCAUCACAUGUCCCGACGAGGACCGAAUACUUCGCUGUAUGUCCGGCCAAUUGAUGCUUCUACCAGACCUGACGAAAUCAAGCUGCUUUUCCAGGAAUACGGAAAUGUCCGAGAUGUACACAUUCCGAUCGACUUCAAUACCCGCCAGCCUCGCGGUUUCGCCUAUAUUGAGUUUGAAACCAUCGAGGACGCCGAGUAUGCUCAGAAGAAACUAAACAGGACCCGCUUGAAUGACAAAAUGCUCCACGUGGAUUUUGCGCAGGGCGAUAGAAAAACUCCGGGUCAAAUGAAGACGCAAAAGGAAGCGACGGCCCUUCGACUUCAAAUUGAAGAAAUCAAACGAAUGCAGCAAGAACAGAUGCGAAAAGCACGAGAGGAUGAAAUGAGAAGGGAGGGAAUUCCGAUCUCCAAGUCGGACAGGGAUGCCUACAGUGACAGGCGAUACACGAAAAGAGACGACCGUGAUCGUGACCGGGACAGACGCGAUCGUGAUCGAGGCCGAGAUCGACGAAGCAGGGAUCGAGAUCGACGACGAUCACGUGAUCGGGAUGACCGAAGAGGUGAUCGUGACCGAGACGGUCGAAGAGGAGACCGUGAUCGAGGCGAUCGAGAUGAUCGACGAGGCGGAAGAGAAGAAGAACGCUCGAGAGAUCGAUCUAGAGAUCGUGGAGGCUCCAGACGAGAUCGUGACGACCGACGAGGGAGAGGAGGAUCCCGUGACGAGCGCGAUUUCGGUCGCGGCGAUAGAGGAGGUUUUCGAGAUAGAUCGCGCUCUCCAAGACGAGAUCGUGGCGAUCGUGACAUGCGAGUGAAAGACGAAAGACACAUUGACGGGUACUCUGGCCAAUACAACCAAGGCGGCAGAAACGAUGAUCGCGGCUACGGAGGUCAUGGAGGCCAUCAUGAUGAUCGCGGAUUCGGUAGUUACGGUGGCUCAUCCCAUUAUGGACAUGAUGAUCGCGGCGAGUCGAGACCUAACUACGAUCCUUGA
Molecule: messenger RNA, 1002 nt
Organism: Oikopleura dioica
Lineage: Eukaryota; Metazoa; Chordata; Appendicularia; Copelata; Oikopleuridae
Source: the annotation of a GenBank genome assembly